AUGAGCCCACCGCCAGCCAAGAAGGCAUCAACCUCAGCACAGCAGCUCACGCCUGCACUUGUCGUCGCUGCUCCAACAGAUCCCAGAGCCAGUGCCACUGCAGAAGAGCCUCUUUCACCAGCUUCUCCUUGUCCAAUAGCUUCGUCCUCAACGGCCCGCGCAGGAUCAAGCAGAAAAGUCGUCGACUCCACAAAGCCCAUCAUCACCACCAUUGAGUCCUCAUCCGAGUCCACAACCGAAGCACCAACUCGUCGCGGCUCAGCAGACGGACCAUGCGAAGCAUGCACCAUAGAUCGACCCUAUGUCGACCGCAUUAGAUCCCCUUCCCACACCAUCCUCGCCCUUCGUCUGCUCUUUAGCGACAAACAACGUCGGCGUCAACUCUUCACCAAUUGGGUCCACGUACCGAUUGGCAUUGCUUCUCUUCUGUUCCUUGUGUGGAUGAUCAAGCAAGCGAUGGAUAGGGCUCCUUUUAGGUUCCCCUCUCCAGUGCUUGCGAUGGUCUUGCUGUUUGUCAUGCUGCUCUUUCUAGACUAUCUUUCCACUCGAUCCUUCGUGCAAGCCCGUUUGGAGAGGGGUACUGAAGGCAAGGUACUCCUGCAACCCAUGCUGGCCUUGUUGGAAGCACCAUGUGACUUUUGUCUCCGUUACAUGAGUGUUAUGUUCACUCCGAGUUUCAUCCUCAUCCCCGCUCGAGAGAUCAUCAAUGGCAAAGAGAUCGGUCUGAUCACUGGCUGGUUUGCAGCUUCGCAGAUCGCAGCACUAGUCUUCCCCGUACUUCUUCACAAGCUCAUCCAUUGGACUGUCGCUAAAACUCGAUACCAUCUGAUUCAACGCAAAGAUCGUCAAUUAGAAAAGUCUCGACGCACAGAAGAACAACGCAGGGCAAGCAUAGCCACCCUGGUCGCUGUCAUGUCUAAUAUCAAUCCUCUUCCGCCAACUAAAGCAGAAACUCGGAUUAGCUUUAGUGACCUCGAAGCAGGAUGCAAGCCCAGAUUGGUUGGUGGAGAGAAGUUGGGUAGUGUCGCUACAGGCUUGUCUGGAAUGACGGCUAUUGCUACUGCUCCACUCACAGUCAGCAUUGCUACUCCUGCAGUGGAGACGCGAGGGCAGGUAGAGGCGAGACAAGAUGCGCAACGACAACUUGAACAGGUCCAGCUCGAAACAGCACGCCAACAAGGUGAUCCCUACGCCAUGGUCCACACUCGGCUUGCCGAUGCUCAUCAUCAUUACCCGACCCCUGCUUCGCCUAGAUCUGCUAGCUCGCAUCACAAUCACCGCCUGCAUCAGAGCUCGGAUUACUUUGCAUCUCGCCGUACCGCUGGCCGAAGAGCAAGUGAAAGAGGUGAGGGAGCGCAAGGUGUAGGAAGGAGUCGAUCUCUAGCUCGCUCAUGGGCCAGUCGCGUCGCUACAAGUCUUUCUCCCACACGCGCACCCCGUCCAAGCUCUGGAGAUGCAGACGGCACUCGAUCAGAUAUAGACAUGACUGCAAUGAAAGGCAAGUUGGGAGCAGUAGUCGUCGGCCCAGGGAGCGGACUCAAGAGCUUCUCUCUGCCUGGUAGUAGGAGACCGCAAAGUGCAAAUGCAGCUUCUGAUGGAUCAGGUAAGCUCGGAGUAGGUACCAUUGUCGACACCACCCUGUCGCCCACUUUUGAUGAGUAUAUCUUCAAGGCUCGUGAGGACCUUAUUCGACGUAAUUCGCCUCUUGCCAGUAACGCUGGGGAUGAGGAAGAAGAGAGUGUUGAUCCAAGCGACGAGGGAACAGGAGCGGAAACACUCGUCAUGCCAACGCUUGUUCCUCCUACACCCAUCCGACUCAGUCAGGAGGUCGAGCUUGCUGGUCCUCGCUCACCCACAAAAGCCAGCAAUGGUGUCAGAAGAGCCAGUAAAGCAAAUAGCGAAAUGACUGCUAGUAACGAUAACGAGAAACUCAAAUCGAACGCCACUCGCACUCCAACACCUGCACAAUCGCAAGAGCAAGAAGAGCAACUGGACGCAAUCGACACCCUAAUUCAACGCCUUUGGACUCUUAUCCCAUGGGUUAUCUUCACACUCGUAUUGAUCGCAGGUGUUCCUAUCUUUUACAUCCUAAAUGUCUCCCUUCCUCUCUUCCUGGCAGUGAACCUUCUCACUUUUCUAUGCUCCAUCACUCUCGUUCCGGCAAAGAUCAGAAGGUACGCACAUCCAAUCCUUACCACCUCCGUAGCUACAGUUUUUAUUUUGUGGGCUAUUGGUGCUAUUCGAGGUUGGACUUUGCGACGGACACUUGAGAGUUACUCGGUUGAUGCCAAGUAUACGGUUCUUUGGUCUCUAUCGGGCUACACUGGUCCGGUUAUCGGUGCGGGAGAUGUACUUUUCUCCACGCUUGAUGUGGGAAUUGUCUCUCUUGCUGUACCGAUGUACCGAUAUCGAUGGGAUCUGUGGUUUCACCUGAUCGACAUGCUAGUCGUACUCUUCCCUUGUUCACUCUUGUCGCUAUUCGUUUGGCCCACGGUAGCAGGAGUUAUCGGAAUCGCACCCGAAAGAGCCUUGGCAUUCGCUUCUCGAUUCAUGUCUACGCCUCUAGCCAUCGAGUUAUCUCUCACCAUCGGUGCAGAUGACAGUAUAACCGUCGUACUUGUCGUCAUCACAGGUAUCUUAAUUUCCAUCUUCAAAGAUCCUUUCUUCCGUCUCUUCGGCCUCAAUCCUGAUUUAGACGGCCCGCAAGAAGACUCGAAUUGCGGAAAUGUAGACAAGCGCAACCAGGACUACCUCACUAUCGGUAUCGCAAUGGGCUCCACAGCAGGCGCAAUAGGCGCUUCCAGUUUGAUCUCUAAACCGAGAUGCAUGGCUAUCGCAUCCCUGUCUUUCGUGUUGUUCGGUGCGAUACUGUUGAUCUUUGCUGCUAUCCCGCCAGUGGUGGAUACGAUGAGGAUGCUUGCCAGAGCUCCGUUGCAAUUUCUACCCGCUUCCUAA
Molecule: messenger RNA, 2955 nt
Organism: Ustilago hordei
Lineage: Eukaryota; Fungi; Basidiomycota; Ustilaginomycetes; Ustilaginales; Ustilaginaceae
Exons: 1
Coding region: 1-2955 (984 amino acids)
Source: RefSeq, a predicted model, not a curated record